Messenger RNA from Parus major (Great Tit), 829 nucleotides. RefSeq names its product G protein subunit gamma 13 (gene GNG13). Gene Ontology annotation, biological process: sensory perception of taste; phospholipase C-activating G protein-coupled receptor signaling pathway. The coding region runs from base 273 to 476 and encodes 67 amino acids. The transcript has 3 exons. Gene Ontology annotation, cellular component: heterotrimeric G-protein complex. Gene Ontology annotation, molecular function: G-protein beta-subunit binding. The record is from RefSeq and is a predicted model, not a curated record. NCBI's taxonomy places the organism in Eukaryota, Metazoa, Chordata, Aves, Passeriformes, Paridae.
UUCCCGAGCCCUCGGGGGACCGGGAUGUGGCUCCAUCCCGUGCGCUCCAGCGGAGCCAAAUCCCCCGGGAGCGGCGGGGGGAGGACGCUCCCAUUAUCCGGCUCCUGUCGCACCAGCCGUGCAUUACCAGAUUAUCCCGAGCAUUUGGGAUCUCCGGGAGCCAGGGAAGCGCUCGCAGGAGGAGCACGGGCAAGGCCAGGGCUGCAGACGCGGCCCCAUUUCUCUGCUGCCGGCAUUCCCAAGCCAGCCCAACGGAGCCCUCGGAGAGCGCGAUGGACGAGUGGGAUCUCCCACAAUGGAAGAAAGAGGUGGAAAGCCUCAAGUACCAGCUGGCCUACAAGAGGGAGAUGUCCUCCAAGACCAUACCUGAGUUUGUGAAGUGGAUCGAGGACGGAAUUCCCGAAGAUCCCUUCCUGAACCCGGAGCUGAUGAAGAACAACCCCUGGGUGGAGAAAGGCAAAUGCAUCAUCCUCUGAGGGUCCCCCCUGCAGGAUGGAGCUUCCAUUCCUCAGCUCCAACUUGAGAGGCUGAAGGAAAACCCUGCUCUCACCUCCUUUCUUCUCUCGUAGCUGUAGAAGGGGUUUUAGAAAUGGGGUGAAAUCCCCCAGAAUUGGCAGCAAAAGCUUCCCCAAAAGGCUUUGCUGCAGCUUCAUCUCACAUUUCUGCCACCCAAAAAAGGGCAGGUUUUGCACCUUAUAAAUGAGCUUUUUAUAAAAAAUCCCAUUUUUAGUGAUUUUAGAUACUUUUGUACACCGUAGGACAUCAUUUCGCAGCAGAGCAGGCACAACUCAAGGUUUAUGACUGGAAUAAACAGAGCAACACUCCCCUG